CAAUAGAAUGGGAUUGGAUUACAUAUUGAUGGACUUUCCCUUGGAUCUUAAAAACGCGCUUAUUAGUUAAGUCGGAAAGCAACAUUUAGUAAAAACGAAGUUUUUGCAAUUAUUUCAGCAUUUGCUCUCGUCUCUUGAAUGCGCUAGCGGAUGGUGCAAACCCUCUUUGAUCUCCCGACUGGUGACAGCGCUUCCUGAGAAGGAACCAGCCUCGUUUGUUUUCCUCCUCCCUAUUCAGCACAGUCAGGAGGAAUGGUAGCCAGUUAGCUUCUCAGACAGCAGCUGUUGGAUUAACUUGUUACCGCUGUUUGGCAUUCGGUUGUUCUGUCACAAUAAUGAAUUUACUGCCUUCAAAUCCGCACGGGAAUGGACUCCUCUAUGCUGGAUUUAACCAGGAUCAUGGUAUGAAGCGUCGUGGUGGGGGGUUUGUCCUCCCAAACGUGAUUUGGGAGCAUCGUUGAUGCUAAUCUAUCACUACUAAGCCAGCGUCUUCAAAUAUAAAACCUAAAAUAACAACUGCAGUUUUUCACGUUCACAUAUUGUAGUCCCUUGUAAAAAUAUGGCUACGUGCUCUCUCUUCUUGAAACAUUAACUUUAAGCGCUCAACGUUAAUACUAGCUUAGGCUAACCUAUCCAAAAAAUAGUUAGCGUUUUUGUUUUCAGCUAACCAGUUAUCGAGUCUUAAUUAGAAACUAGAAAAAUUGGUACAGACAUGAUAAAAAAUGGUCGAAUUUUAUAACGAGGAAAUUAUCUAACUGAUUUGUAUUUAAACUUAGCACAAAUGCUAAUAUAAGCUAAGUUUUUAUCGCACUAGUCAUUACUGUGACCACAACGGGUGUCAGCAAGUGUUAGCUAAGCAAUGCUAACAGCUCCCUUCGGUAAAUGAACGGAUGCUUUGCCUGCGGUAUGGAGAAUGGAUUUCGUGUGUACAACACGGAUCCUCUCAAAGAGAAGGAGAAACAAGAAUUCCUCGAGGGUGGGGUUGGCCACGUGGAGAUGCUGUUCAGGUGUAACUAUUUAGCACUAGUGGGAGGAGGCAAGAAACCCAAGUACCCAACUAACAAAGUGAUGAUCUGGGAUGACCUGAAGAAGAAGACUGUCAUUGAGAUUGAGUUCUCAACAGAAGUAAAAGCAGUGAAACUUCGACGUGACAGGAUUGUGGUGGUCCUUGACUCAAUGAUCAAAGUGUUCACCUUUACCCACAACCCACAUCAGCUACAUGUGUUUGAGACCUGCUACAAUCCCAAAGGUCUGUGUGUGCUGUGUCCGAACAGCAACAACUCUCUGUUGGCCUUUCCUGGGACGCAUUCAGGCCACGUACAGAUUGUGGACCUUGCCAACACAGAGAAGCCUCCAGUUGACAUCCCUGCCCAUGAGGGGGCACUGUGCUGCAUAGCGCUCAACCUUCAGGGCACAAGAAUAGCUACUGCAUCAGAGAAAGGGACACUCAUUAGAAUUUUUGACACAUCUGCAGGUCAGCUCAUACAGGAGCUAAGACGAGGCUCACAGGCAGCUAACAUUUACUGCAUUAAUUUUAAUCAGGACGCGUCCCUCAUCUGUGUGUCCAGUGACCAUGGCACAGUGCACAUAUUUGCUGCAGAGGACCCAAAAAGGAACAAACAGUCAAGCUUGGCCUCAGCCAGCUUCCUGCCUAAAUAUUUCAGCUCUAAGUGGAGCUUCUCCAAGUUCCAGGUCCCCUCAGGCUCUCCCUGUGUGUGUGCCUUUGGAACAGAGCCCAAUGCCGUCAUAGCUAUUUGUGCUGAUGGCAGCUACUACAAGUUUCUGUUCAACCAAAAAGGAGAGUGUUCCAGAGAUGUGUAUGCCCAGUUCCUGGAGAUGACCGAUGAGAAAAUAUGACCUUUGACCUCUCUUCAGACUUCCUAUUAAACAACCUGUUUUGUUUUUCUUUACAGUCUUUUUAUUUUCAAGGCAGUUAGAGAAGAUUUUUGUUUCACUUCUCGCUAUCUUGACAGACUCUGUAAAAAGAGCAUUAAAUGAAGGGAGAACAAGGAAAAAGAAAAAAGGAAUUUUUUGGGGUGGGAGGGGGCCUCUAUGGAAAGGUGGUUGGCUGGAGGUAUGAACAGUGAAUCAGAUUUCAUCGACCUGCACUGAGGGACACGGACGAUUUCCUCCUAAACAAAACACAAGGGGAAUAUAAAAGACAAAGUUAUUUUUUGAAAGGACAACUUGCCGCUUUUUAAGACGUCUUCCGAGGAAUUUACAAAGGAUGGAUAUUUUUAAUCACACAGAUGAUUCUGAUAGUUAGAAUGAGAAUUUAGAGAUUUUUGUCAACUAACACCACCUGACCUAACAAUAGGGAGUGCCUCUGAAACUGGAGAGAAUCUGUAUGUGUGCACAUAUUGUUGUCUCAUAUAUAUCAAGUAUUUGUGUAUACUAGUGUACCAUACUAAGCGUUUAAAAGCAGGAUCAGAAUGAAGAUGACUGUUUUUCUUCACUUUGGUCUUAAUUAUCUGCAGAAACAUCUACAGCCCCAAACAGAAUGCCACCUUAGUAUUACUAAAUUUUCUUGUAGACAUUGUAUAUACACAACCUGCCAGACAGAACUUCUACUCACAAACUGUACAGAAUAGUAGCAAAAGAAAUCACACAUCCUUGACAUUGUGCAAUACAUAAUUUCCUUAAUUAUUAUUUUUUUGUUUUGUUUUGCAGAUUUUUUUUAUAUUUGCCUGAUCAACACAGCUUAAAGAAUUUGGCAUAUUUGUAAAUAGUUAUCUACCUUCUUGUUGAGUGAAGAGUGAUACAUGUCUGUAUGGUAAAUGUGAAGCUACAGAACACAGCUGGUUAGCUUUAGCUUAGCAUAAGGUCUGGAUGAAGGCGUCUAAGUCUGUCAAUCAGUGCUUUUCAGUUUGUUUAAACAAAAGGGUAAAAAUAACACAUUUUGUCACUGUUACUUACACCACUUUGGUUAGUAGUAGUAGUUUUGUUGCCAUAGGAACAUAUUGACAUGUCAGCUUUGUUGACUGAUUGUAGCAAACGACAUGACAUUGUUUACUGGCACUAAUUGUUCACAAAUGGAAAGAAGGAAAAUUAUUGGUUGUUAUUAAAAUAAGAGUUUCCCGGGCACUAAAGGUAAAAACAAAAGUUCCAGCAAAAUUGAUACUUUCUCAGUUGGUUUGGCCCACAUUUUGCACUUUGACAAUAAAUACAUUUAGUUCUUGUUACAAACUCAAAAAGAGGAUGACAGAAGACUAGUUGACUGUAAUUUCUCUAUAUAGAAACUAGCAGAGUUUUUCCUGUUUAAACUUAUGCUAAUUUAAGGUAACUGGCUUCUAGUCUUAGCAUCCCAUUUACCCGAUAGAUAAUGAAGCCUUGGCAUACAAGUGACUCAGCAUUAUCUCCACAUUUUUGAUUAUUUAUUUAUUUAUUUAAUUUGUUCAGUUUGUGAAAGCAAAGUCCUUUUUCUUUUCUUUUUUUUCAAAGUGGGAGUUCAGUGAAAAGAGUAAUACUCUUAAGUCUGUACGGUGAAUCAAAAGCUUUGGCUGGUAGCAGUUUAGCUAAGUAAAGCAGAAAGAGUGGAAAUAAUUAGCACAGCUUUGUUGAAAAGUAAAACAAGUCACUAACCAGCCCUUCUAAUAAACACCUUCUAGUUCAGUAAUUGAGGUCAUGAAACAACUUUAAGUGUUCAAAUAGAAAAUUUAUUUUUGCAUGUGUAUAAUAUAAAAAAGAAAAA
Molecule: messenger RNA, 3691 nt
Organism: Haplochromis burtoni (Burton's mouthbrooder)
Lineage: Eukaryota; Metazoa; Chordata; Actinopteri; Cichliformes; Cichlidae
Gene: wdr45b
Product: WD repeat domain 45B
Exons: 10
Coding region: 883-1857 (324 amino acids)
Biological process (GO): protein lipidation; protein localization to phagophore assembly site; nucleophagy
Cellular component (GO): phagophore assembly site membrane; cytosol; extrinsic component of membrane
Molecular function (GO): phosphatidylinositol-3,5-bisphosphate binding; phosphatidylinositol-3-phosphate binding; protein binding
Source: RefSeq, a predicted model, not a curated record